CGCCCGGUCGUCCGCCCGCCCGCCCUCCGCCGCCGCCAUCAUGUCUCGGUACGCUCGCCCGCCCAACAGCUCCCUCUUUGUGAGGAAUGUGGGGGAUUCCACCAGGCCUGAGGAUUUACGCCGCGAGUUUGGUCGCUAUGGACCAAUAGUAGAUGUUUACGUUCCCCUUGACUUCUACACUCGACGUCCAAGAGGAUUUGCAUAUGUACAGUUUGAAGACGUUCGGGAUGCCGAAGAUGCACUCCACAAUCUGGAUAGGAAGUGGGUGUGUGGCCGCCAAAUCGAGAUCCAGUUCGCCCAAGGCGAUCGAAAAACUCCUGGUCAGAUGAAAUCAAAGGAAUUAAGAUCAUCACGAAGUUCACCUCGGUAUGACCGCUAUGACGAAUAUGAUCGACGGAGGAGGUCCAGAAGUCGCAGUUACGAAAGGAAACGGUCAAGAAGCCGUUCAUAUGAACGUACUCACCGGAGAUCUGAUAGCCCUAAAAAUUCACGAAGCAGAUCGACUGGAAAGCGCAGACGCAGCCGAAGCAAUUCUUUCAACGAGAGGCAUAAACGCCACACUCGUUCCUACACCAGAUCCAAGUCAAGAUCUAGGUCCAGAUCCCGGUCACGUUCUAGGUCAGGAUCCAGGUCCAAAUCCAAGUCUGUGUCCCGAUCAAAGUCGGCAACUAGAAAGGAUUCCAAGGCAAGGUCACAAUCCAGGUCGCUCACCCAUUCAAGAUCCCGGUCCAGAUCCAAAUCCCGAUCACUGAGUGGCUACAAGUCUGACACUCAUCAGGAGGACUGAAAGCAAGAAGUGGGCACCAACUCGCGGCUUCCAUACAUGCUUUUUCUUUUUGUUUAGUUCUUGUAGAGAAUGUUAAGUGGGUACUGGUUUUAUUCUAAAUUACUCUUUAUAGAACAACCUUGACAUGCAGGACUGAUAUGUUUUGAUGGUGUUUCAAAGAUUUUAGCCAUGAUUUUAUUCUAAACAAUGCAGUAACUGUUGUGACUAUGACUGAACAGUUAAUAAAAUGAUAGGCCUCAAAACAUUAACAUGUUCACUCAUUUAUUCAUUGGGUUAACCGGUUUGCUUUUAAGUUUCAGGGCAAAUUUAAAACCCAUUUUGAUUGAAGACAGUGUUCCUUCCUGUUGGUAAUUUUUAUAAAGCAGUGCCCCAUUACUAGUUGUGUGUCCCUUAUAUCCAUAUUCUUUUCCCAGAGUUUAAAUGCAGUUUAUAUUAACAUUCUGGUGGAUUAAUAAAGCUAUUGGAGCAAUAAAUGGAAACUGUAUGAAUUCAGAAUUUAAAAAGGUAACAUUUAACAAAGAACAGAUCAUCGGUGCAGUGCUACUAUAUUCAAUAACCUGGUUAACAGUAUUCUUUUCCCAAAUGCCAUCUUUGAAAUGGCUGUCUGAAAUUUCUUUCAUCCUAUUUAAACGUAUUGAGAAACCAUACAAUGCGGGGAAUGAAUUUGUAGAAAUUCCGCACGCUUUAUUGAAAUAGUCACCUUAAGCACAAUCAAAAGUAUUGACUGUGACUGGCAAUUUGCUGCCCUCAACCUUAUAUUCUGUUACUACAUCCAUUUAUGCGAUGCAGUGGUCUGGCAUGCCUCCUGUAAUAUUGAUUUGUGUACUUUGCAUGAAUGCUUCUUUUCAUUCUUAGCUGUAAAGAUACCAUUUGCUAAUCUGUUAGAUAAGCAAUGUCUUCAGUUUUAUUGUAAGACCAAUGCAGGAACUUGUAUCGGGGGGGG
Molecule: messenger RNA, 1730 nt
Organism: Callorhinchus milii (elephant shark)
Lineage: Eukaryota; Metazoa; Chordata; Chondrichthyes; Chimaeriformes; Callorhinchidae
Gene: srsf10b
Product: serine and arginine rich splicing factor 10b
Exons: 6
Coding region: 41-787 (248 amino acids)
Molecular function (GO): RNA binding
Source: RefSeq, a predicted model, not a curated record